AUGACAUCGAUUCCAAGACCCAAACCAUGGGAAACAAAAGCAUAUGAUAUAGAUUCAGGUAGCGAAUUCCCUACUGUAAUACCGCGUGAGGGAACUGGGAAUAGCAAUAACAAUAAUAAUACUGCUAAUAUUAAUAUUAAUGACGGGACACAUAGAGGAGAUGAUAAUGAUAAUGAUAAUGAUAAUGAGAAUACACCAUUAAGUUUACCAGAGAGACCAUCGAGUUUGAUGACGAAUGUGAAUGGUAAUAAUAAUCCGAAUCAUAAUAGUGGAUAUAACAAUAAUAUGUAUGAUGGUGGUAUGACCAAUAAUAAUAAUAUGAAUCUUAUGAACAGUACAUCUUAUUUACCUUAUGGAUACGGUAAUUCAAGUUUUAAUAAUAGCUAUGGAUACGGCGCUGGUACCAGUGGUAUUGGUGGUGGAUAUGGUUAUGGAUACAAUAAUAAUAUGGGUGGAAUUUUAGGAGGCAAUAGUGGAUACGGAUAUGGGUAUGAUGGAGGUAUGGGAGGAAGGAUUAGUAAUGAUAUUGGUGAAUCCACUAGAGCGACAUUCCAAUUAAUUGAAAGUAUAAUUGGCACAGUUACCGGGUUUGCUCAAAUGUUAGAAUCAAGUUAUUUAGCUACACAUAAUUCAUUUUUCACCAUGGUAUCAGUUGCUGAGCAAUUUAGUUAUUUGAAAGAUAGUUUAGGAUCCUUUUUUGGUAUUUUCACGAUAAUGAAAGUUUUGAAGAAGCUUCUUUAUUUCAUUACUAAAGGCAAAUUAGGUAACUCGAUAACGAAAAACAAAAGGCAAAGAUCGUUACUUGAUGAAUUUAAUAAAUUUGCUGAUGGUAAUGAUGAUCAUCAAGUGAGAGGAGCAAAUGGUCAAUUUGAACAAACAAAAAAAAGAGGAAGGAAAAUCUCAAUGAAACCAUUAAUAAUAUUUUUAAUGGGAGUAUUUGGCUUCCCCUUUUUAUUAAAUAAAUUCAUUGAGAAUGUCAAUAAAAAUAAUAGUCGUAGACUUAGUGGUGGAAGAGGAAGAUAUGGGAAUUUGAGAGGGCAAGGGGGAAGAGAAGACGAUGAGGAGGGAUAUGAAGAUGGAAGUGGUAUGAGUAUAGAUCCUAAUAAUUUAGAAUUUGCUCGAGCCAAAUAUAAAUUUGUUCCAGAGAAUCCUGAAAUGGAACUUCAAUUAAGUAAAGGAGAUUUAAUGGCAAUAAUAAGUAAACAAGAUCCACUUGGUAGAGAUUCUGAAUGGUGGAAAGUACGUACUAAGAACGGCGAUAUGGGGUAUGUUCCGUACAAUUAUUUAGAAAUUAUCAAGAGAGUUGCGAAAGACAGGCGACCUAUUGAAGAUGUAUAA
Molecule: messenger RNA, 1338 nt
Organism: Naumovozyma dairenensis CBS 421
Lineage: Eukaryota; Fungi; Ascomycota; Saccharomycetes; Saccharomycetales; Saccharomycetaceae
Gene: PEX13
Product: peroxin PEX13
Exons: 1
Coding region: 1-1338 (445 amino acids)
Biological process (GO): protein import into peroxisome matrix, docking
Cellular component (GO): peroxisomal importomer complex; peroxisomal membrane; peroxisome
Molecular function (GO): protein binding
Source: RefSeq, a predicted model, not a curated record